Messenger RNA from Pogoniulus pusillus (Red-fronted tinkerbird), 1950 nucleotides. Its product is annotated as protein-glutamine gamma-glutamyltransferase 6-like. Bases 119 to 1624 code for a protein of 501 amino acids. Gene Ontology annotation, molecular function: protein-glutamine gamma-glutamyltransferase activity. The transcript is spliced from 10 exons. NCBI's taxonomy places the organism in Eukaryota, Metazoa, Chordata, Aves, Piciformes, Lybiidae. Gene Ontology annotation, cellular component: cytoplasm. The record is from RefSeq and is a predicted model, not a curated record. Gene Ontology annotation, biological process: peptide cross-linking.
ACAGGAGUACGUCCUGAACGAGAACGGCAUCAUCUUCGUGGGCAAUGCCAGGUACAUCGAGGCCAGAGGAUGGUUCUACGGGCAGUUUCAAGACCACCUCCUGAACAUCUGUCUGACCAUGCUGGACCUGAGCCUGUACUACCGCCAGAGCCCAGCCAGCGACGUGUCCCGAAGGGGAGAUCCCAAAUAUGUGGGCAGAGUGAUCAGCUCCAUGAUCAAUGGCAACGACAAUGACAACGGAGUCCUCCUGGGAAAGUGGCAAGGAAGCUUCCACUCCCACGAGAACCCCUCCAGGUGGGAUGGCAGCGUGGCCAUCCUCCAGAAGUGGCGGCAGGACAACUACAGACCCGUGCAGUAUGGCCAGUGCUGGGUUUUCGCUGGCGUCAUGUGCACAGUUCUGAGGUGCUUGGGGAUUCCAACUCGGCUGGUGUCAAACUUCAACUCUGCCCAUGACGUGGACAGGAACCUGAGCAUUGACAAGUACUACGACAGCUCUGGAAGGAGUCUCAACAUCAGCAAGGACUCCACAUGGGAUUACCACGUCUGGAACGAGAGCUGGUUCCUGCGCCCAGACCUGGGAGCAGCCUACAACGGGUGGCAGGUCCUGGAUGCGACUCCACAGGAGCAAAGCAGAGGACUGUUUCAGUGUGGACCUGCAUCUGUGGUAGCCAUCAAGGAAGGGGAUGUAGACCUGGACUAUGACACUCUGUUUGUGUACACCGAGGUGAACGCUGACUGCAACAGGUGGAUCGUGUACAACGAUGGCACCAAGAAGAGGGUUUACUGUGACACUGAAAUCAUUGGCAGAUCCAUCAGCACCAAAGCUGUAGGCAGCAAUUCCCGGGUGGACAUCACCUACAAUUACAAAUAUCCAGAAGGUACUGCUGAGGAAAGACAAGUUUAUAAAAAGGCCCUGGCCAAGAUCUUUGGGUCCAGCAUCACAGAAGGACGCACAGAAUCUCCCUCGGAGGCGAUCAGAAACCCUGGGAUCUCAGGGAGGUUCAAGCUGGCUGAGCCUCCACUGUUUGGCAAAGACAUUAACCUCAUCUUAGUUCUCAGUAACCUCUCUGCCAACCACAAGACUGUGAAGGUGGACAUGAGUGCAUCGACCAUCCUGUACACACGGAGGACAGUGGCAGAGAUCCUGAAGGCAACCACCUCUGUGGAUCUUGGUUCUAAGCAAGGGAAACACAUCCGGAUAAAGAUUCCUUACUCCUACUACGGGAAGUAUCUGACCACCGACAAGAGGAUCCAGGUGACUGCCCUCUGCGAGGUCAUGCGCACGAACGGGGCAAAGCUGCUGGUAGAGAAGACGAUCAUUUUAGAGGACACAAACAUCAUCAUUAAGAUCCCCCGGAGGGUCGUAGUGAACAAAGCUGCUACCCUGGAGAUCUCCUACGCCAACCCCCUCCCGGAGCCCGUGGACCGCUGCGUGCUGCUGGUGACCCUGAUGAACCAACAGGUCAAGAUCCGCCUGGCACGACUGGCACCGAGGGAGAGAUCCAAAAUCUACUUUGAGUUCACACCUCGCAGGCCUGGGCCCCUGCAGCUGCAAGUGGACUUCUCCUGUGACAAAUUCUCACACGUGAAGGGAUUUGUGACCAUUGCAGUAGCACCAGCAUGAGGUGCUGGGGUCAGCCUCCUCUUCCAGCACACCUGGGAAGAGAUUGUCCUCCCCGGAGGAGCAGGAGCUGCAGCAAGGACCUCCCCACACAGAUGGGCGAGCCUCACACUGCACUGAACCAGCUCUCCUGCUCCCACACGGCCUGGGUGUUCAGUCUAACUCUGCUCCCGUUCCCCCUUCUUGUCUAGGAAACCAAAGCCUCUUCCUUGUAGCAACAGUUUCAGUUUUUCCCAUCUCACUGUCUUAAGCUCCCAGAUUUGACUUUUAAAUCAGACUAAGUCUCCUUUUGACCACCUUUUAACUUUCAGCAACAAAUAAAACCUCUC